AUGGAAGGAAAUAAAAUUAAUGCUCCAUCAAAGGAAUUUCCAAAAAGAAGUUUUUUAAUAAAGGAAUAAAUAGGAAAAGGAGGAGAAGGUGUAGUAUAUUUAGCAUAGGCAGAAAAUUGGGAUAAGAAUUUUGAUGUUGCAUUAAAAGUUUAAUUUUCAAUAAAAGAGACAGAAUCGGACUUUAUUAAAUAAUUGAUAGAAGUAUAAAAUGAUAGGGAUGAGAUUGGAUCAAAAUCUUACAAACCUACUAACAUAAUUAGAAUCUAUGAUAUUUUUAAUUACUAAAAUUAAACUAUAUAAGUGAUGGAAGUAGGAGAGUUGAAUUUAUUUAGAUACAUGAAAUAAAAUAAAUAAACACUAAGUUAUGGAUAGAAAAUCAGGAUUUGUUAUUAGGUAUAUAAUGUAUAUAUAUAAAAGUUACUAAAUUCUAUUAGUUAUAUUCAUUAAAGAGGAUUAAUUCAUAGAGAUAUUAAAGGAGAAAACUUUAUAUUAGUUAAUACGGAAUUCAAACUAAUUGAUUUUGGUUUACUAAGGGAAAAGAAUAGACUAAUAACUUCUACAAAUGGAACUCGUAUAUAUUAACCUCCAGAAAUAUUAGAAUAAGAAGAUGAAGGAUAUUAUACAUAAUCAAUUGAUGUUUGGGCACUUGGAUGUGUUUUUUAUGAAAUUUUUGCAGAAUAAGAAUUAUUUCCAUGUCAUAAAUUAGCUAUAUCAAUCCAAUAAAUUAAAGAUCAUAAAAAAAAUUAAUAUUAUGUAUAUUCACUUAUUGAUCAACUUAAAGUUAGUUAAUUAUGGAAAGAAUUAAUUAAAUAAAUGCUUCAUCCUAAUUAUAUUAAUAGGUUAUCAAUAAAAGAAUCAAUAACUAAAGUUAAAUUUAUUAUUUCUUAAGAAUUAAACUCAACUUAGGAUCAAACAGGAUAAAAGAAGGAUUUUGAUAAUAAAUCAUUAACUGAUACAAAAUUAUAAGAACUUAAUAAAACAAUUUAAGAAUAAAACUAAAUUAUUUAAUAAUUAUAAUCUUAGAUUCAAAGUAAAGAAGAAGAACUAUCAAAUUAAAAGGAUUAAAUUAUUAAAUUAGAAAUAGAAAAUAAAAAAUUUAAAUAUUAGUAUGAAUAAUCUUGUAAAACAAUUAAGUAAUAAGCAGAUUAAAUAUAAAAUUUAUAAUAUGUAUAAAAUCAGAACAAACUAUAAGUUUAAUAAUAUAUCAAUUAACAAGUUUCCAAUUUAAAUAAUUAAUUCAUUUAAUCUAUGAAUUCAUCUAAAUUAAUUUAAGAAAAUGAAGCAAUUGUUCUCAAGAAAAAAAUUUAAGAAUUAGAAGAUGAAAAAUUAAAACUUAUAAAUAAACUUAAUUAAUCUUAAAAUUCAGAAACUAGGAAAUUAUCCCAAGAAACAAAUUAGUUCUAAUAAUAAAAUACUUAAAAAUUUGAAGAAAAUUUUAAUGAAUAAAUUAAAUUUUUAGUAAAUAUAAUUGGAGACUUAAAUAAUGAGAUUUAAAAUUUAGAAUAAUCUCUUUAAGGUUUUUAAUCUAUCUAGAAAAUAUUAAGUUCUAAUAAUGGAUAGUUUAAUACUUAAAUUUAGGAUCUAGAAAAACUGAUUAAUUAAAAAAAAGUAAUUAUUUAGAAUUAUGAAAAAAUUAAAUAAGAAAUCUAAUAAUUAAGUUAAUAGAAAUAAUCAAUUUCAUCUUAAUAGUCUUUAAGUUAAUAAAAAUAAUCAAUUCCAUCUUAAUAGUCUGUUGAUUUUGAUUAAUCAAAAAAUAAAACAUUAAUUAAAUUGUAAUCACCCUAAGAAGAAUAAUCUGUUUCAUAAGUUAAAUAAAUAAAUUAAUUUAAAUAAAUUCAAUAAUAGCCAUAGAUAUAAACUAAUCAAAAUUAAAGAUUUCCAUAUCAAGGAGAUUAUUCAUUUUAAAAUAUCUAUCCAACUUCAUUUAAUUAAUGA
This is a messenger RNA of Paramecium sonneborni, 1935 nucleotides long. Lineage: Eukaryota; Ciliophora; Oligohymenophorea; Peniculida; Parameciidae. The record is from the annotation of a GenBank genome assembly.